UAAAAGAAAAGAAAUUAUGAUUUUUUCAGUUUUUCAACACAAAACGUUAGCAACAAUUAAGUUAAAUCAAUGGAAAUAACUCAUUUCGGAAAUAGAUACAAAAUUACGAAAAAAGGUAAUGAAAGUAAUAGCAAAUUAAUAGCUUCGUGACACCAAUAAAUCUAAACACUUGUUGAUAGGAAUAAUAAAUAACAUUGAUUUACCAAAUAAUGAGAUUCCGUGAAGCAAUAGGCUUUUUAAUUGCCUUUAAAUGGUUGAAAAAAUCUAGUAAUUUAAGAAACAUCAAAGAUGAUUGUCUUGAGUCAAUUAGCGAGAAAAUUAAUUGUUUUUAGUUUAUUUUUUCUCGCAAUUUCAUUGUUUUAACAAAUGUCCAAAAGCAGUGUUUAGCGAUGGAUGAAUAUAAGCAAAGUAAAUUGAAUUUAACUGUAGCUGCAUUUGAGAUUCCAAUAUCAAGUCUAUUUCAUUUUGAAGGUGGACAAUAUGUGGCCGUGUUGAAGCCUUUACGGACAUUAAUUGAUGACAUUGCAUUUUACGGUUUCUUUGAUAUCUAUGUAAAAGUAUCUUCAACUGGUCAAGUGGGUAGAUUGACUGAAUCAGGCUAUCAAGAUGGGAUACUUGGGAUGCUUCAAAACAGGGUAAGUAAUUCAGGGUUAACUGUGAUUGAAAUUGGUAAUAACUUUGCUUCUCAGGAGGUUGAUAGCCUUUUCAUUCCAAUUCCGAUUGACACACCUAAAGCACCAGGAUGGUUUACUCCGAUAAUCCGAGAAGAAGCUUUCUACAUUUACAGUAUUCCAUAUACAUCGACCAGGUUGAGCCAAGAAAUUGGUAAAAAUUUGCUUUCUUUCAACCUAAUGUUGAUUUGGUUAGCCAUCAUUGUUAGUACUUUUGUCCUGGAAAUCGCUAUCCAUGUAAUAUCACAGACAGGAAUUGCAACUCUUUUACUGGAAACAUUAUCUCGAUACAUUGCGGUACUAUUCAACCAAUACAUUCCUAGACAGAUUGAUCUCAUUCGUUUGGUUCAAAAUUUACUUCUGGUUCUUUCAAUGAGCCUGUUCAGUGCCAGUUUCAGUACAAGUACUAUUAUUGGAGAUGUUCAGGGUAAAAUUGAUAUACUUGGAGAUGUUGUCCAGCAAAACAAGAUUCCCAUUUUCUUUGAAGGUCUUUCAGUGUUUGAAUUAUUUCAAACUGAAGCUUCUAAAGACUAUCGAGAUGUUUAUCGGCAAUCAGUGAGGAAAGGCUCUAACCAACCAUUUGGGUUAACAUCAACCGAUGUCUUUGAACUGUUGUCACCAGAUUAUGCUAUACUGUGUUCAGAGCAAGCUGGUAAAUCGGGUUCAAUAAUACCAGCUGCACUUGGUAACGCUUAUGCUGCCAAAAUAUACAAAUCUAAAGGUCCAUAUCAUCAAUCUUUACUUGCUUACAUAGUAAAUCCACUGGAAAAUGCAGAGGAGAUUAAAAGACGCUUAUCCAAUUUAGCCCUGCGAUCGUUACAAGGAGGAGUUUUGAGUAAAGCUUUGAAUGAUGUUCUUGAGCAGUUCAUUUUGAGCAUUUCAUUCUUGUCCAUUGAACACUUUGAUAUCGUCAAAUGGAAACUUGGAACCCAAAUAGAGGAUAAAGUGUUUGAUUCGUUGAAAUUUUCCGGAAUUAAGAUUCUCUUUCAAGUUCACGGUUAUCUAUUGCUAUUAGCAUGUAUUGUACAUCUGAUUGAACAUUUAUCAAGUUUAAUUAACCCAUCAAAGUUUAAACGUGAACUUACAGACAAUUCAAACAGCUAAUCAUAAUAAUCAUCUAAUGUCAUAUUGGAACCAGUUGUAAGGUAAAUCGGUAGAUUAACCAUUUACUAAUAAAAAGUACAAUCUUUGAAAACUGUCUCAUCA
Molecule: messenger RNA, 1877 nt
Organism: Tetranychus urticae (two-spotted spider mite)
Lineage: Eukaryota; Metazoa; Arthropoda; Arachnida; Trombidiformes; Tetranychidae
Source: RefSeq, a predicted model, not a curated record